Molecule: messenger RNA, 1137 nt
Organism: Gastrolobium bilobum
Lineage: Eukaryota; Viridiplantae; Streptophyta; Magnoliopsida; Fabales; Fabaceae
Product: GDSL esterase/lipase At5g55050-like
Exons: 5
Coding region: 1-1137 (378 amino acids)
Molecular function (GO): hydrolase activity, acting on ester bonds
Source: RefSeq, a predicted model, not a curated record
AUGGCAUCCUUUGCUACACAUAAAUGUUUUGAUAUCGCAAAUAAUAAUGCUUCGGUCUUUUUCUUUCUUCUCUUCUCUCUGGCCAUGAUUUACAUGCAUGUAGCUCAUGGGGUUGAAGAUAAGCCAAUAUUAUUCAUAUUUGGAGACUCCACUUUUGAUGUUGGAACCAACAAUUUUCUUAGGUCUAAAGCAAAGGCCAACUUCCCCUACAAUGGGAUUGAUUUUCCACAUUCAGUUCCUACUGGAAGGUUCAGCAAUGGCUUUAACACUGCUGACCAAAUUGCGAGACAAUUUGGUUAUCAGAAGAGUCCACCACCAUUUUUGGCUUUGGAAAAGCUUCAAUACAGUUUCAAGAGGAACAUUCUGCAUGGUGUAAAUUUUGCGUCUGGAGGAUCUGGAAUUCUUAGACAAACAGGGUUCAAUCAAUCGGGAGAAGUGGUUUACCUUGAAAAGCAAGUGCAACAAUUUGCAUUGGUCCGUGGAAAUAUCAGAGAGAUAUUGGGGCCAGCAAAAGCUGCUUGUUUUGUUUCGAAGGCUUUGUUUCUCAUCAGCGUUGGAAGCAACGACCUCUUCGAUUUUGCAGGAAAUGACAGUGGCAUUCAUAUGGGCCAGGAAGAAUAUUUGGCUAUUAUACAACUCAACUAUUACUCUCAUAUAGUGAAACUGUAUGAGUUAGGGGCUCGGAAAUUCGGCAUUCUUAGUGUUCCACCCAUAGGGUGCUGUCCCGCUUUGAGUUUUGCCAAUGGAGGGAACUGUGUGACACCACUGAAUGAUUUGGCUGUUGCUUUCUACUCAGCAAUUCGUGAUCUUCUGCGAAAGUUGAGUUCGGAGUUGGAAGAUUUGGAGUACUCACUAGCCAACACUUUUGCAAUGACCAUGACCUUGUUAAACGAUCCAUUGGCCUUCGGGUUGAAGGACACAAAGUCAGCAUGUUGCGGAAGUGGAAAAUUCAAUGGAGAGGGUCCAUGCAUAAAAGCCCCGAACACCAAUCUUUGUUUGGAUCGUAGGGAUCACUUGUUUUGGGAUUUGUUUCAUCCAACUGAGACAGCUACGGGGUUGGCAGCUAAGACUCUAUUUGAGGGAGGGAAUGAGUUUGUGAUUCCAGUGAAUUUCAGUCAAUUAAUUAGUUCGUAUUAA